GGGCACUCAGUCCCGAGUGUAUUUCAUUAACAAGAAGAUCAAGUACGUGUGGGACGAGGCGACGUGUACCUUCGUCAGACUGAGGCCUCUGGAGCACGGGACGACCUUCAACACCUUCCACAGGCAAUCAGGAGGCCUCAGCGAACCCACAGCGAAGGUCAAAAAGGCCCUGUUCGGCGAGAACUUUAUGAAGAUCGAGAUUCUGUCCAUCUGGCAACUAAUCGUACAACAGGCAUAUAACCCGUUCUACAUCUUCCAAGCAUACACUGUCAUCCUAUGGUGUAUGCAGGCCUACUACCUGUUCGCUGUUUGCAUUGCUGUCCUCUCUGUAGUCACCAUAACCAUCAUGGUUUGGGAGACCCGUCGGCAAAGUCGCGCCCUGAGGAAGACGGUAACAUCACAGUCGCAAGUUACAGUGCUGAGGGAUGGCCAAAAAAUCUCGCUCUCGUCGCGUGAACUCGUCCCCGGCGACGUGAUGCUCAUCGCCGAUGGUCUGGGUCGCGUGGAGGUGGACGCCGUCGUGCUCCAGGGCAGUGUGGUUGUCAACGAGGCCAUGCUGACGGGGGAGUCGGUGCCCAUCACGAAGGUUGCGAUACCCAAGGAAAACGACACGAUGUUUUGCGAAGAGGAACACAAGCGCCAUUUUCUGUACAGCGGGACCGAGGUGCUCCAGGUGCGCGGCGGUCGCGAACUCCCGGUGCUGGUCGUUAAUACAGGGUUCUACACCGCGAGGGGAGAGCUGGUCAGGUCCAUCUUGUUCCCGAAGCCUAUCGAGCAUCACUUCUACGGCGACUUUCUGAAGCUGCUCGGGGUGUUCCUGCUGAUCGGUCUGGGCGCCAUGGUGUGGAGCUUCUUCCAGUGGUCGAAGAUCAGGGGUUCCUGGGACGUGGUGUUCCUGUCGCUGGACCUCGUGACGUUCGUGGUGCCGUCCGUGCUGCCCGCCACCAUCACCGCCAUCAACGCCUGCACGCAACAGAGGCUCAAGAGGAAGGACGUCUUCUGCCUCUCCUCGAACUACAUCUCGCUCUCGGGCUCCGUCGAUACCGUGUGUUUUGAUAAGACGGGAACCCUGACGGAGGACGACCUUGCUCUCGCCGGCGUCAUCCCUUGCACCGAGGGAGACAUGGGCUCUCCUGUCGAAGACGUGUCCCACCUGGAGGUCGAGCAGCCGCUGACGAGGGCGCUGGCCACGUGUCACUCCCUCACCUCCAUCAACGGGAAACUGGUCGGUUAUCCAAUCGACACCAAGAUCUUCAGCGGCAUCGGAUGGAACCUGCUGGAGUCGGACCCCGCGGUGAACCAGGACUACGGCAUGGUGACGCUGGUGCGGGUGCAGCCUCCGCCGAGCGAACGCGUGCUGCCCGAGGACCACGAGGUCGCCGUGCUCAAGACCUUCCCCUUCGAGGCCAGGGAGCAGCGCACUACGGUCAUCGUGCGCCGGAAGGGCUUCCCCGCCUGCGAGGUCUUCAUCAAGGGCGCGCCCGAGAAGGUGGCGUCGCUCUGCCGCCCCGACACAGUUCCAGGAAUCACCGAGGCGGCCUUAGAGUGGUAUACGAGGCAAGGACUUCGGGUCGUCGCUGUUGCAGGAAAAACUCUUCAGGAAGGACUCGACUGGGUGGAUCUAACGCCCCGGGAAGAUCUCGAGGAGGGCGCCAUGUUCUUGGGGCUGGUGCUCCUGCAGAAUAAACUGAAGGUCGAGACGGCACCUGUCCUGGCUGCGCUCCACCAGGCAGAUAUCACUACUGUCAUGAUCACAGGCGACAACCUCCUGACGGCGCUGAGCGUGGCCCGCCAGAGUGGCCUCGUGUCCUCCGGCCGCCAGAUGAUCGUCGUGAAGGCUCAGAUGGUAGCGGCGUCGGCGAAGGCAGCUCAGCACCUCAAGGUCUAUUACUUCGAUGCUGAUUACGAAGGCGGAUUGCGCAAUCAGAGGAGCGUCAUCUCCGUCCGUAACGACAACUACGUCCUGGCCACCGACGGGGAGAGUUUCGACCUGAUCUACCGAGGGCUGGACAAGGAGCUCUUCCAGCGCCUCGUGCACAAGGGCAGGGUCUUCGCCAGGAUGAAGCCGGAGCAGAAAAUCACGGUGGUUGAAGCCCUGCAGGAUCUCGGCCAUCAAGUCGCCAUGUGCGGGGACGGCUGCAACGACUGCGGCGCCCUCAAGGUGGCUCACACGGGCAUCUCCCUCUCGUCUGCCGAAGCCUCCGUGGCCGCGCCCUUCACCUCGCGUCGUCAGGAUAUCACGUGCGUCCCCACCCUCCUCCUGGAAGGCAGGGCCACUCUCGUCUCCAUCUUCGCAGCCUUCAAGUACAACGUCGCGUCCAUGUUCGGCGCUCUCGUCUGCGUCGUCUUCCACUUCUCGAUCUUCACGGAGCCCUCAGACGAACAGUACGUGACCAUGGACCUCGUGUUGGCCACAAUCCCGGUGCUGGUGAUGGGCUACACUGGCCCCACCGACCGCCUCGUGCCCCGCCCACCGACCAGGCGCAUUCUCACCUUCCUCCCCGCGGCCUCGAUCUUCUCCUUUCUCAUCUUCCAGACUAUUAUUUAUUGGCUCCUGCUGCUCUACCUCCGCGUGCAACCAUGGUUUGUCGAGUUUGUCCCGCCCGAGCAGAUGGAGUUCGAAGCUCCGCCGAAACCCAGCUUUGAAAACACGGAACUCAUCAUCGUCAAUUACUAUACUUACGUCAUCUGCGCUUUAGUAUUCUCGCAUGGGUCGCCUUACCGGAAGCCUAUCUAUACCAACUACAUCCUGACAGCGUACCUUCUGGCCUCGACGGUGCUGUGCAUCUUCAUCAACUUCUACAAGGGAGAAUGGAUGAUCACUUUGCUCAAUUUCAAGGUCAUUCCAUCCGCCAGCUUCUCCGCCAUGAUUUUCCUAGUCGUCAUCAUCUACGGCGCUGUGACCUUCAUUUGGGAG
This is a messenger RNA of Penaeus monodon (black tiger shrimp), 2917 nucleotides long. Its product is annotated as probable cation-transporting ATPase 13A4. The record is from RefSeq and is a predicted model, not a curated record. Gene Ontology annotation, cellular component: membrane. NCBI's taxonomy places the organism in Eukaryota, Metazoa, Arthropoda, Malacostraca, Decapoda, Penaeidae. Gene Ontology annotation, molecular function: ATP binding; P-type transmembrane transporter activity; polyamine transmembrane transporter activity. Gene Ontology annotation, biological process: polyamine transmembrane transport; intracellular calcium ion homeostasis.